Molecule: messenger RNA, 1650 nt
Organism: Clonostachys byssicola
Lineage: Eukaryota; Fungi; Ascomycota; Sordariomycetes; Hypocreales; Bionectriaceae
Source: the annotation of a GenBank genome assembly
AUGGACUCUACAGAGGGCAAGAGCGACUCAGCCCUGCAGCCACUGCCAGCAUAUUUCCGUGAGAAUGUGUACGAGUACGCCGGCGUGCCGACACAGAUGAUCAUCGAACUGAACCGAUGGACUAGAGACGAUCAUCUCUCGGAGCUCAUGGACGAGUCGGAUACCGAGCUGCUUGAAUUUGACCCGCUUGACUAUUCCCAACUUACUGUCCCUUAUGGGCUUCUAGCCACAUCACGCAUCGUGCGCGAAGAGGUUGAGGAGAAGAUAUAUUCCUCAAACAUCAUCGCCGCCUCGCUAUGGCUCCCACGGGGACUGCAUCCGCUCGAACGGCUGAGCGACACGUCGCUUAGAGCGCUCAGAAGUCUGGUGGUGUUUCUAUGCCCAUGCCACUGCCUCGAGCCGUUUUGUCGGAAGAACUCGCGUCAAACAGAUGCAGAACGGGAUUACUUCCAAACGCACGAGUACAGACCGUCAGAGGGGCACUCUCGUCAACUCGACUGCAUCUCACGAAGGGACAAGGGAACCAUCGCGCAGUGGAAGAGAAUCUGCGCCCGGCUCGCCUCCAACGUCCCUCCUGGCCAGCUGGAACUCCACCUCAUUGCAGACGUGGCGAACAUACAGACAGCGCAGAUAGUCCUGGAACCGUUGCUGGAUCUUCCUGUCUUAAAAGAGGCGGCCAUCAGCCUUCGUGACGAGCCGAACAAAUCCCUUCAAGCUCUAGCGCACAGGACAUCACUGCGACUCGUCGGCACGGGGGAAGAACCUUUUCAACCCUUUCGCUUCCUGGAUCUGCCGCUCGACCUGCAGCUGGAGAUACUCAAAUUCACGCCCCUAAAUGUUUCUGAUGACGUCUGCUGGGGCCCUUCAGAGAGGUUCUACAGUCGUGACUGGGGAACUUGUAUUGGCCAAGAACCACAUCACAUGAUCCAACCAGAGGUCUUCUGUCGCAUACUAGCAGCAGCGUACAGUGCACACUGCCAAUGCACCGGCUCGCCGGCGCCGGGCUACUUCCUCGUCAGCAAGGCCUUCGGCGCUGUUGCCCGUGCCGUGUUCUACUCACAGAAUAAGUUCGAGGUCGUGCCCUCGGACUCGUAUCCGUUGAGCGGUCCGGAAUCGAAUGCCGAUGCUCAAGGCAGAUGCAAGUUCGUCGUCUCGUCCUUCUUUGGGAGGAUGCCCCCCUCUGCGAUUACAAAUCUUUCACAUGUAAGCCUGGUAUUCCCACCGAUGACGCCGGCGUACCUGCUGCCGGAACAGAAGGCCUGGGGGGCGUGGCUAGACGCCGUCGACCUCCUCGAGCGACACGCGAACCUGCCAGGUCUCAAGCUCGAGAUCCACUUUGCCGACCUGGACGUCAUGCCUGUCGAAGACCUGUUGGCCCGUCGAAUCCGCAGCAAGCCGGAGGACGAGAAGGAAAUGUUCGAUGCGUACGUGCGCAUCCUCGGCCCGUUGAGGAAGUUGGCCGGGCUGAGGGCCUUCUUCGUCUACGCGGCGUGGCCGACGCAUGACGAGGCUGAGCCGGAACGGAAAGCGGAUGAGACGAGGCUGGAGCAGAUGGUCAUGGGCGACGGGUACGAUUCGACGAGAUGGGGGAAGUGCGAAGGCAGCCAUUGGAGCCAGCCAGACAGGUUUUGGUGGACACAGUAUCAUUGA